Molecule: messenger RNA, 2844 nt
Organism: Pteropus alecto (black flying fox)
Lineage: Eukaryota; Metazoa; Chordata; Mammalia; Chiroptera; Pteropodidae
Gene: COG2
Product: component of oligomeric golgi complex 2
Exons: 18
Coding region: 1-2310 (769 amino acids)
Biological process (GO): protein transport; intra-Golgi vesicle-mediated transport; Golgi organization
Cellular component (GO): membrane; COG complex
Source: RefSeq, a predicted model, not a curated record
AUGCCUCUCGGAGCAGCUGGGGACCAGCGGUUGGAACUGCUGGUUUUGGACGACUUCGACGUCGACCGCUUCGUGUCCGACUGCAGGAAGCGCGUGCAGCUGGAAGAGCUGAGGGAGGACCUGGAGCUCUACUACCGGCUCCUCAAAACGGCCAUGGUGGAGCUCAUCAACCAGGACUACGCGGACUUCGUCAACCUCUCCACCAACCUGGUCGGUGUGGACAAAGCCCUCAGCCAGCUCUCCGUGCCUUUGGGACAGCUGCGGGAAGAGGUCCUGAGUCUCAGGGCGUCCGUCAGUGAGGGGAUCCGGGCAGUAGAUGAGCGGAUAUCUAAACAGGAGGACAUCAGAGAAAAGAAGAUGUGUGUGUUGAGGCUUAUACAAGUUAUUCGAUCAGUUGAGAAGAUUGAGAAGAUCUUAAAUUCUCAAAGUUCUAAAGAAACAUCUGCACUAGAAGUACACAGCGCACUGGCGACCGGACAAGUGCUGGAGCGGGUCGCGGCCGAGUUCAACCAGCUGCAGUUCCACGCCGUGCAGAGCAAGGGCCUGCCCCUCCUGGACAGAGUGCGGCCGCGCGUGGCUGGCAUCACGGCCAUGCUGCAGCGCUCGCUGGAGGGCCUCCUGCUCGAGGGUCUCCGCGCCUCGGACGUGGACGUCGUCCGGCACUGCCUGCGCACCUACGCCACCAUCGACAAGACACGCGACGCCGAGGCGCUGGUCGGGCAGGUGCUGGUGAAGCCGUACCUGGACCAGGUGAUCGUGGAGCAGGUUGUUGAGUCUCGCCCCGACGGCCUACAGCUCAUGUACGGCAAACUCCUGGAGUUUGUCCCCCACCACUGCCGCCUGCUUCGAGAGGUCACGGGCGGGGCCAUCUCAAGUGAAAAAGGCAACACGGUCCCCGGAUACGAUUUUUUGGUGAAUUCUGUCUGGCCAGAGAUAGUCCGAGCAUUGGAAGAACACUUGCCCUCGCUUUUCAACCCCGGGAACCCCGACGCCUUCCACGAGAAAUACACCGUAAGCAUGGACUUCGUGAGAGCGUUCGAACGGCAGUGUGGGUCCCAGGCCAGCGUAAAGAGGCUGAGAGCACAUCCCGCCUACCUCGGCUUCCACAGCAAGUGGAACCUGCCCGUUUAUUUUCAGAUAAGGUUUAGAGAAAUAGCCGGGUCCUUAGAGGCAGCGCUUACGGAUGCUCUAGAAGAUGCUCCAGCUGGCAGCUCCUUCUGCCUCCUGGCCUCCCAUGCGACCUGGAGCAGCCUGCAGGGCUGCUGGUCGGACACGCUGUUCCUGCCGUCGCUGGCUCAUCGCCUGUGGAGGCUCACGCUGCAGAUCCUGGCGCGGUUCUCGGUGUUCGUCCACGAGGUGAGGCUGACGGGAGUUAAACGUGCGUUGGGCAGAAUGCGUGGGCUUCUAGAAGGCCAUGCCGUCACGAGAGGUUGCUUGGGGGCAGCAGCGGGCUCGCUCACCUGCACCAGCUUCCCUUCGCGGUUUCCCUUUACUCUGGUGGGCGUCACCUCGCGGGGCGUUCACGGCUCGCGGUCAGUGCUUGGCCACGUCGGGAACCCCCACACCGACAUGCUCAACCCAGAGUCGGCGAGCUCGCAGGACAAGUCUCGGGCUCUUCACCUGCUGCCCCACAGCCUGUCGGCCGAAGCCCGGACCGUGAUCGCCCGCACGGGUGCCCCUCGCCGAGGCGUUCUCCCUGAAGCCACUGGCGUCGCCGUUCACGAGCGCGUUCUGGAGCGCGUGGCUGCGGAAGACUCGCCUUGCCGGGCCCUGGCGGCCUGCGAGCCGGCGCUGAGCAGCCGGGUCGUCCAGGACCUGAGCGAGUCCUGCUUCAGCUCCCUGAGGAGUGCGCUGGACGUGCCGCGGCUCUACCGAAGAACCAAUAAGGAGGUGCCGACGGCGGCGUCCCCUUACGUGGACAGCGCCCUGAAGCCGUUGCACCAGCUCCAGAGCGAGCACGGGGGACAGCUCGGGCAGGCCACGCUCCGGCGGUGGCUGGAAGACGCGCUCUCCGCCAGCACGCACAGGUACUACGAGACCGUGUCGGACGUCCUGCAGUCCGUCAGGAAGGUGGAGGAGAGCCUGAAGCGGCUGAAGCAGGCCCGGAAGACCGCCCCCGCCCACGCCGGCGGGCCCGGCGGCGGCAUGAGCGACGAUGACAAGAUCAGGCUGCAGCUGGCCUUGGACGUGGAGCACUUGGGAGAGCAGAUACGGAAGAUGGGCCUGCGGACACAGGACAUCAAAAGCUUUCCCGCUCUCGCUGAGCUGGUCGCUGGGGCCAAGGACCAGACCACGGCAGAGCAGCCUUAGGCAUCGGGGGUCCGUGGGGACAGGCAAGUUGGACGUCCCCAGCCUCCCAGCCUCUGCAGCAGAGAAGUGCGCCCUGUAGUCUCCAGCAAGGCCCGGGCGGCUCAGCCCCCGUAGUUGGGUCUUUUACCCAAAAGGGACACUAAAGCCUUUUUCCGUUGUAUGGAAGAUACUUUUUACAAGACGUUUGAAACUUUCUACUGUAGUUUACAAAGCAAAUUAUUUUAUUUUUGUUGCAAGUCUUACUGGGAAGAGCUAAUCUGUAAAAUACGAUCGAGGCACAUGUAUAGUACGCACGGCACACGAGGAGUGUCCUCCCCGACCGGCGGCCGGAGCCCGGAUGGCAGGGGGCGGCCACGCUGGACUGGGGACGGGCGACAGCUCGUUAGAGACUUGGCGGACGAGGCCGCGAGGCAUGGGUUCUCGCUCUGCCGGUCGGCGUCGAGACAGUGCUGCGUCACGCUCGUCACCCGGGCCGUGGGGAGCGAGAGCCAAUCGGAAGGGUUUGUUUUCUAAAUACAAGUCGAGUCCUCUGGA